AUGAGGCGGACGAUAUUUGCCGUCCCUGAGAAAAUCGAACCGGCCGAGAGCAAAAAGGGAACGCACGGGGACGGCGACGGCGGUGGUGAGGACGACGGUCUCGAUGCGAAGUUUGGGAAGAAGAAAGCGAAGAAGAUCCGACUUGAUCAGGCCGCCGAGGAUGAUGGGGUGUGGUAUGAUAUGAGCCUGUGGAAGGCUAUGUAUCGCGCUACGAAGCGGCGGUUUUGGGUUGCGACGAUCAUCGAGGGUGUUGGCUACGGUCUCCAGAUCACAGCUCCCCUCGUCACCCGCUUGAUUAUACAGCAGCUCAAUACCGCCCAUACAUUCGCAGCCGUCCGAGCUAGUGGGACAAGCACGGAAGGACUCUCGGAACCGCCCUCUCAGGCGUAUGGGAUCGGGUUGGCUUUGGGGCUGUUUGCGAUGUUGUGGAUCGCGGGUUUGUGUUUGGCGCAGGCGGAGCAGAGGCUGUUCACGAUUGGGUAUAUGCUGAGGUCCGCGUGUGUUGAUCUGAUCUCGAGAAAGUCGCUGCGAUUAUCUGGUCGAACUCGCCUGGAAAUGACGAAUGGACACCUGACGAAUCUCGUAUCGUCAGAUGCUUCUUACCUGGAAUGGGCAGUCCCUAGAUGUGCAGACUCUCUCACCAUGACCCCCCAGAUCGUCAUUGGGAUCGGACUACUCAUUUACACGCUUGGCUACUCGGCGCUCGUCGGAUUGGCAGUCCUGGCUCUGGCUGCUCCCAUCCAGUCCUUCUUCUUCGCCCGUAUGCUCCGCUACCGCCAGUCCCAACAAACAAUCGUCGACGCCCGCAUCCGGCUCCUGUCAGAAGUUAUAGCCCAUAUCCGCUCCGUAAAGCUGUACGCUUACGGCGCGCACUUCGAGGAGGAAGUCAACGAGCUGCGAAAGGCGGAAUUGGGAAAGUUGAGGGAUAAUGGGCUGAAUCGGGCGACGAUGACUGGGGUGUCGUACCUCCUUCCCAUGCUCGCAGCUAUCCUGUCGUUCGUCACGUAUAGCUUGAUAGGCCAUACCCUCGACGCGGCCAUCAUCUUCUCCGCCCUGCAGUACUUCAAUAUUCUCGAAAUGCCGAUUUCGUUCCUGCCCAUGAUCUUGACUGCACUGAGUGACGCCAUGUCUGCCGUCCGGCGGAUCAACGACCUGCUGAAAGCGGAGGAGAUGGCUCAGUCGCUCAAUAUCGAUAAGCAAGCUCGGUAUGCGGUCGACUGUCGCGGAGACUUCGAGUACGAUGUCGGUCCUCCGCCGGAAGAGGUGGAUGUCGAGGAGAGUACAGAAAAAGCAGCGCCGGCAAGUCUGCCUUUCAGGCUCACCGAUCUGGAUAUCAGGAUCCCUAAAGGAGCGCUAGUCUGCAUUGUUGGACGAGUGGGGACUGGAAAGAGCGCGCUCUUAUCUGGACUUCUUGGGGAUAUGCGGCAGAGCAAGGGGUAUACUCGAUUCAGCGGCACUGUAAGCUAUGUUCCACAACAAGCUUGGGUCAUGUCCGGCUCAGUACGGGACAACAUCACUUUCGGCAUUCCUCUAGCCGACAUCGACCACAACCGACUAGAAUGGGUCAUUGAUGCCUGUGGGCUCAAGCAGGAUAUCGCAGGAAUGAAACAAGGACUCGAAACGAAAGUGGGCGAGCGCGGAACCACCCUCUCUGGGGGACAACGGCAACGCCUCUGCCUUGCACGCGCGGCAUACGCCCGAUCUGGCAUCGUACUCCUCGAUGACCCGCUCUCGGCCGUAGAUGCCCAAGUGGGCCAUCAUCUCUUGCACCAUUGUAUACUCCGAGGACCACUCGCGGGGAGGACGAGGGUGCUUGUGACGCAUCAGCUGGAUGUGUUGCCGAGGGCGGAUUGGGUUAUUGUUUUGGAUUCGGAGGGUGAAAUUGGGAGAGUGAUUCAGCAGGGGACGUAUAGGGAUCUCGUUAAUCGGAACGGCGCACUCAGGGGCAUGAUCCGCGAAUCGAUGGCGCAGAAUCGGCCCUUAUCGUCCGCUCGACCUCUUUCUGUUCUUCCCGACAUCCAGAACCUGCGAUCGUCCAGCCAUGUCAUCGACACGGUAGGACCAGCAACAGUGGACGAGCAAAAAGAAGCGGAUUUGUACGACGCGGAAGAACGCGAAACCGGCUCCGUAUCGUGGUCAGCCUACACCGCCUACUUUCGAGCCAUGGGCAACCCCCUCUGGGCCGUCCUCAUAUUCGCCUCGCUGGGUCUUGGGCAGCUCGCGAGUGUUGCAAACUCGCUCAUGCUGGGGUUCUGGUCAGGACAGACUAUAGCGGGAUGGGGACAGGGAGAGUAUAUGGGCGUUUAUGCGGGGCUCGGGAUGAUGAUGACGCUGUGUAUUUUCGUCUCCAUGUACAGUAUGAUUCUGGGCGGUCUCCGAGCGUCUUAUACCCUGUUUCAUGAAGCUUGGCAUGGCGUUCUGAGGAGCCCGAUCAGCUGGCACGACCAGAAUCCGGUCAGCUUCAUCACACUCAACACCGACAUUGCUGAUAGUCCAGAUGUGCAGAUGUUGGAUGAUCGCCUGGCGCCCGUAUGGAACAACUUCCUCACCCUAGCGCUGUCUAUCGUGGGCACCUUCGUACUUAUCGUAUAUACAUACCCAUGGCUGGGGAUCGCAUUCGUCCCGCUAGGGAUAUACCUCUACUUUGCCGCUGGCUUUUACCGGCAGACGUCGAGGGAGGUCAAGCGGAUCGACUCGGUCCUUCGGAGCGAUGUGUAUAGCAGGUUCGGAGAGCAAUUGUGUGGAACUCUGGUCAUUCGGGCGUUUGGGAAGCAAGCGCAAAGUCUUCGAGGGGUCCAGUCUGCUUUGGAUAGUCAGGGUAGAGCUCUAAUACUGAGCAUUACACUACAGCAAUGGCUUAUAGUCAGGCUGGAUUUCAUGUCCCAGCUCCUCGUUCUCCUGAUAGCUAUCUUUGGCGUCAUGUUCCGGAAUUCGGUCGAUCCAGCCAAAUUUGGAGUCGUACUCACAUACGCUCUCGCCACGACUACUACUCUGACCAAGCUUGUCCCCCUCUUCGCAUACUGCGAACAAGAAAUGAACAACGUCGAGCGCAUCCAGCACUACCUCCACCUCACCCCCGAACCCCCCUCCACCCUCCCCACAGACCCGCCUCCCCCCUGGCCCCACUCCGGCUCAAUCAACUUCCAGAACGUUUCUCUCCGAUAUCGACCCGACCUCCCUUUCGUACUCCAGAACCUCUCCUUCUCUGUGCGGGCCGGAGAGAAGGUCGGUAUCAUAGGAAGGACAGGAGCGGGCAAGAGCUCCAUCACGCAGGUGUUGUUUAGGAUGGUGGAUUGUGAGUCUGGGGGAGGAGUUUGGGUAGAUGGCGUGGAUACAAAGACGAUCGGGGUGGAUACACUACGACAAGGACUAUCCAUCAUCCCGCAAGAGGCUUUCCUAUUUACCGGCACCGUCCGUCAGAACCUCGACCCCACCGCUUGCAGAACAGACUGCGACCUUAAUACCGCCCUUGAUGCUAUCCGCUGCAUCCCCGAAUUCGCCCAGAGUCUGCGGGGCAAGUUCCACCUCGAAUCCGAAGUGACUGAAGGGGGAGCCAACUACAGUGCGGGUGAACGACAACUACUCGCACUGACGCGCGCGCUCGUCCGUCGCCCGAACAUCCUCGUAUUGGACGAAGCGACCUCUUCUGUCGAUUCCACAACGGAUGCGUUGAUACAAAAGGUCAUUCAGCGGGAGUUUAGGGGGACGACGAUAUUGAGCAUUGCGCAUCGGCUGGAGACGGUGGUGUAUUUUGAUCGGGUCAUGGUUUUGGAGCAAGGGAGGAUUGUGGAGUUUGAUACGCCGUCGAAGUUGUAUGAAAAGGGAGGUCUGUUCAGGCUCUUAUGUGAGAAGCAGGUGAGUGUCAGCUAUGGCUCUCAGAAGGUGGUGUCUGAAAGAUGA
Molecule: messenger RNA, 3900 nt
Organism: Dioszegia hungarica
Lineage: Eukaryota; Fungi; Basidiomycota; Tremellomycetes; Tremellales; Bulleribasidiaceae
Product: P-loop containing nucleoside triphosphate hydrolase protein
Exons: 27
Coding region: 1-3900 (1299 amino acids)
Biological process (GO): transmembrane transport
Cellular component (GO): membrane
Molecular function (GO): ATP binding; ABC-type transporter activity; ATP hydrolysis activity
Source: RefSeq, a predicted model, not a curated record